Molecule: messenger RNA, 1338 nt
Organism: Zasmidium cellare ATCC 36951
Lineage: Eukaryota; Fungi; Ascomycota; Dothideomycetes; Mycosphaerellales; Mycosphaerellaceae
Exons: 3
Coding region: 1-1338 (445 amino acids)
Molecular function (GO): pyridoxal phosphate binding; transaminase activity
Source: RefSeq, a predicted model, not a curated record
AUGGCCGCCGCAGAAAAAGCCUACAACGAAGCGCAAGAGCGCUUCAUCGCGCAGAACCCGAAAAGCAAAGCGAUUCACGAGAGGGCGACGGAAUCCCUGCCAGGAGGCAACACCCGCUCCGUGCUCUUCUACGACCCCUUCCCGCUCUCAAUCACCUCCGCUCAAAACGCCACUCUCCACGACGCAGACGGACAUUCAUACAUCGACCUCCUCGGCGAGUAUACCGCCGGACUGUACGGCCACUCCGAGCCAGUGAUCACACAGGCAAUCAUCGAAACGACCAAGAAAGGCCUCAAUUUCGGCUCGCACCACGAAGAUGAAGGCCGUCUCGCCGCGCUCGUCAAGCAGCGUUUCCCAAGCAUGGAACUGCUGAGGUUCACGAAUUCCGGCACGGAAGCGAAUCUGAUGGCGAUCGCUGCGGCGAAGAUCGCUACGGGGAAGAAGAAGAUUGUUGUUUUCGCUAAUGGGUAUCAUGGAGGGACGUUCUUGUUUGCGGCCGGGAAGAAUAGUCCCAUCAAUGUGCCGCAUGAGUAUUUGAUUGCGACGUAUAAUGAUCUGGAGUCGGUGCAUGCUUUGAUCCGUGAGCCCGAGAAUGCGAGGGAUGUUGCUGCGAUCAUUGUUGAGCCGAUGAUGGGGUCUGGCGGUUGUAUUCCAGCUGAUGAAGGUUUCCUAGAGGGACUGAGGAAGGCGGCAGAUGAGAGCGGUGCUGUUCUCAUAUACGACGAGGUGAUGACUUCGCGUAUGCACAGUGGCGGUGGCAUUCAGUCGCAGUUACCGGUGGACAUGAGGCCCGACUUGACGACUUUGGGUAAAUAUAUUGGCGGUGGCAUGUCGUUCGGCGCAUUUGGCGGCAAGCGAAGCAUCAUGGACAUCUUUGACCCUCGCCGCCCAGACUCCAUCAAGCACGCAGGCACCUUCAAUAACAACGUCCUGACCAUGGCGGCAGGGCGAGCUGGUCUCGAGCAGGUUUUCACACCUGAUCGAGCUCAGCAGCUUCAUGCUAUCGGCGACAAGCUUCGCAAACGCCUGCAGGAAAUCGGCCGCGGGACGCUGAUGAAGGUGACUGGUGUUGGCUCGAUCAUGUGUUUCCAGUUUACUCAAAGCUCACUUGACAGGAUCAAGUCACACAACGACAUUGCCGACUCUGAUGCGACAUUGUCCGGGCUGCUGCACCUCUUUCUGCUACAACGAGGUUUCUACAUUGCCAGGCGUGGGUUCAUGGCGCUCAGCUUGGCGCUGACUGAAUCGGAUCUUGAUGGGUCUGCCAAGGCCGUGGAAGACUUCGUGGUAGAGCAUCGACAGCUGCUGGCGGAUUCGUCUGGUAGCGCCAAGCUCUAA